UGAGCAAACACCUCCUCCUCCCGGCCCCCAUCCCAAUUUCAGUUAGGAAUUCGGAACCUACCCUCUCCGGAGCUCGGAGGCGGCGGGACCGGUCGGCACCUCCGCGGGGACGAGUCAGCAGGUUUUAAGAUGCUGCGAGUACAAAGGACCAAACUGGGCAGGCUGGGGCUCAGCUUCUCCAAAGGGCUUCACCACAAAGCGGUGAUGGCCCUGAGGAGGGAGGAUGUGAAUGCCUGGGAGAGGAGGGCGCCUCUGGCUCCCCGGCACAUCAAAGGGAUCGCCAACCUGGGAUACAAAGUCCUAAUACAGCCUUCCAAUAGGCGAGCCAUUCAUGACAAGGAAUAUGUCAAAGCUGGUGGCAUUCUUCAGGAGGAUAUUUCUGAAGCUUGUCUAAUUUUGGGAGUUAAAAGACCCCCAGAGGAAAAAUUAAUGCCUAAGAAGACUUAUGCAUUCUUCUCCCACACAAUAAAGGCUCAGGAGGCCAAUAUGGGCUUGCUGGAUGAGAUUCUGAGACAGGAAAUCCGACUUAUUGAUUACGAGAAAAUGGUGGAUCAUAGAGGAACACGGGUAGUGGCGUUUGGACAGUGGGCAGGUGUGGCAGGGAUGAUCAACAUUUUACACGGAAUGGGGCUAAGGCUCCUCGCUUUGGGACAUCACACACCUUUUAUGCACAUUGGCAUGGCCCAUAACUACAGGAACAGCAGCCAGGCUGUGCAAGCUGUCCGCGAUGCUGGCUAUGAAAUAUCUCUGGGUUUGAUGCCAAAGUCGAUAGGGCCUUUAACGUUUGUGUUCACAGGGACUGGUAAUGUAUCUAAGGGAGCCCAAGAAAUCUUCAAUGAGUUGCCUUGUGAAUAUGUGGAACCACAUGAAUUAAAAGAAGUUUCCCAAAAUGGAGACCUGAGAAAAGUGUAUGGGACGGUGUUAAGUCGCCAUCAUCAUCUUGUCAGGAAAACAGAUGGUGUGUAUGAUCCUGUAGAGUAUGACAAAUACCCUGAGCACUACAUAAGUCGUUUUAAUACUGACAUUGCACCCUAUACAACUUGUUUAAUUAACGGAAUCUACUGGGAGCAAAACACCCCUCGUCUGCUAACUCGCCAAGAUGUCCAGACUCUCUUGGUUCCAGGCAAGUCCUCUGUUGCCGGUGUGGAAGGCUGCCCUGCAUUACCACACAAACUUGUGGCGAUAUGUGACAUUUCAGCUGACACAGGAGGAUCUAUAGAGUUUAUGACUGAAUGUACGACAAUAGAGCAUCCCUUUUGUAUGUAUGAUGCAGACCAGCAUAUUAUUCACGACAGUGUUGAAGGUUCUGGGAUUCUGAUGUGUUCCAUUGACAAUUUGCCAGCACAGCUUCCGAUUGAAGCUACGGAAUACUUUGGAGACAUGCUUUACCCUUACGUUGAAGAAAUGAUAUUAUCAGAUGCGACACAGCCUCUUGAAAGUCAGAAUUUUUCUCCCGUGGUGCGAGACGCAGUGAUUACAUCCAAUGGUGUAUUGACUGAUAAGUAUAAAUAUAUCCCGAAACUCCGAGAGAGCAGGGAACUUGCUCAGUCACUUUCAAUGGGCACCAAGAAAAAGGUCUUGGUUCUUGGAUCUGGUUAUGUAUCUGAACCUGUGUUGGAAUAUCUGUCAAGAGAUAACAAGAUCGAAAUCACAGUAGGCUCUGACAUGAAGAACCAAAUUGAACAGUUAGGCAAGAAAUAUAAUAUUAAUCCUAUUAGCGUGGACAUUAGUAAACAAGAAGAGAAGUUGAACUCCUUGGUGGCAAAACAGGAUCUUGUCAUCAGCUUGUUGCCUUACGCAUUGCAUCCUCUUGUGGCGAAGGCAUGCAUCACAAGCAAAGUUAACAUGAUCACCGCAAGCUACAUCACACCAGCACUAAAAGAAUUAGAAAAGAGUGUGGAAGAUGCUGGCAUCACAGUCAUUGGUGAACUGGGAUUGGACCCUGGUCUUGAUCAUAUGCUGGCAAUGGAAACUAUAGAUAAGGCCAAGGAAGUGGGAGCCACGAUUGAAUCUUACAUUUCCUACUGUGGUGGGCUUCCAGCCCCUGAACAUUCAGACAAUCCUUUGAGAUACAAAUUCAGCUGGAGUCCAGUGGGAGUUCUGAUGAAUAUAACGCAGCCUGCCACUUACCUGCUCAAUGGAAAGGUUGUGAAUGUUGCAGGGGGCAUCUCCUUUCUUGAUGCGGUUACUCCCAUGGAUUAUUUCCCCGGGUUGAAUUUGGAAGGCUAUCCUAACAGAGACAGUACAAAAUACGCUGAGAUAUAUGGCAUUCCAUCAGCUCACACUUUGCUGCGGGGGACGCUGAGAUACAAGGGGUAUGCCAAAGCUUUGAAUGGAUUUGUAAAACUGGGUCUUAUAAAUAGAGAUGCAUUUCCCGCCCUUCGACCUGAGGCCAGCCCUCUCACUUGGAAAGAACUCCUUUGUGAUCUGGUUGGGAUUUCCCCCUCCUCCAAGCAUGAUGUGCUCAAGGAAGCUGUCUUUGAGAAACUAGGAAGAGACAACACCCAGCUGGAGGCUGCUGAGCGGUUGGGCUUACUUGGGGAUGAACAAGUCCCUCAAGCAGAGUCUGUGGUGGAUGCCCUCUCCAAGCAUUUGGCCGGGAAACUCUCCUAUGGCCCUGGAGAGAAAGAUAUGAUUGUGAUGAGAGACAGUUUUGGAAUCAGACAUCCUUCUGGACAUUUGGAAAAUAAAACUAUCGAUCUUGUGGUUUAUGGAGACAUCAAUGGCUUUUCAGCCAUGGCUAAAACUGUGGGGUUACCCACUGCCAUGGCAGCCAAAAUGUUACUUGAUGGUGAAAUUAAAGCUAAAGGCCUGAUGGGGCCCUUUUCAAAGGACAUCUAUGGACCAAUAUUGGAGCGAAUUAAAGCAGAAGGCAUUAUAUAUACAACACAGAGCACAAUCAAACUGUAAUUAAGAAUUCUAUCUUGUUUUUAUCUUCCCAGGCAACAUAGCUCUGAACAUUUGUGCCACAAACCUACUUGCUAAUGUGCUACUUUGAAAUACAAAGCUUGAUAUUUUUUGAGUCAGUCAAUACAAUGAUGUUUUUAAAAUAUAAGUCUCUAUUUUAAUAUGAAAACAUCUGGAGCAGGAGAUGCCAGUAAUUACCAGAAAACUUUAAUAAUUCUACAUGUAUUUUUUCCUGUGUAUGCAAAAGUGGUGAUUGUGCUGUAUGUUAAUUUAUUGUGCAACUUUUUUCUUAUAAGAAUAUAUUUUCCUAUGAUCAGCAGAUAAACUUUUCUCUUUUUAGUAAGAAAAAUUUUUUCACACAGUUAUAUUUUUGUAUUUUUCAAAUGGAUUCAGUUAGAUACUCUUAGAUUACCCAUCUUAUAAGCCUUUGCAAUAAUUCUGUUUUAUGUUUUUUCGGUAAAAUUAUGAUUUAUUUAGUAAAUGACAUUUUUUAUAGUUUUCUCUUGAGUGUUUGGAAAAGGAAAUAGGAUUAAUUCAGAGUCCACAUGAUCACCUCAUUAGGGGCAGAAAAAGCAUUUAACAAAAUUUAACACCCUGUUGUAUUAAAAAGGACUCAAUAAACUAGGAAUUGAAAGGAGCUUUUUCAA
Neogale vison (American mink) is the source of this 3554-nucleotide messenger RNA. It is a transcript of the gene AASS, whose product is annotated as aminoadipate-semialdehyde synthase. Bases 130 to 2910 code for a protein of 926 amino acids. The transcript is spliced from 24 exons. Gene Ontology annotation, cellular component: cytoplasm. The record is from RefSeq and is a predicted model, not a curated record. NCBI's taxonomy places the organism in Eukaryota, Metazoa, Chordata, Mammalia, Carnivora, Mustelidae. Gene Ontology annotation, molecular function: saccharopine dehydrogenase activity.